Molecule: messenger RNA, 669 nt
Organism: Colletotrichum acutatum
Lineage: Eukaryota; Fungi; Ascomycota; Sordariomycetes; Glomerellales; Glomerellaceae
Product: glycoside hydrolase superfamily
Exons: 2
Biological process (GO): carbohydrate metabolic process
Molecular function (GO): hydrolase activity, hydrolyzing O-glycosyl compounds
Source: RefSeq, a predicted model, not a curated record
AUGGCAAGACUCACAAGCUGGCUUCUCCUCUCAGCAUGGGGAAGAGCAGCCUCCGUAUCGGGGCAAGGCCUCCACGAGCUGGCGGUGAAGUCGGGAAAGCUCUUCUUCGGCACGGCGACGGACACGAACCUCUUCAACGAUGCGGCGUACAUGGCGGUCCUGAACAAGACGGGCGAGUUCGGCCUCGUGGUGCCGGAGAACAGCCAGAAGUGGGACGCGACGGAGAAGACGCAGAAUGAGUUCCAGUUCACGAACCCGGAUUCCGUGAGGGCCGUCGCGCAGGCGAAUAAGCAGAUGAUGAGAUGCCAUGCGUUGACGUGGCACUCUCAACUUCCACAAUUUGUCUCAACGGGUACCUGGACCCCAGAAACCCUCACCCCGGUAAUCCAAGCACACAUCUCCAACGUGGUAACGCACUACAAAGGCGCUUGCUACUCAUGGGACGUCGUCAACGAAGCCCUCGCCGACAACGGCACCCUCCGCGACAGCGUCUUCUCCCGCACGCUCGGCGCAGACUUCAUCCCCAUCUCCUUCAAGGCCGCCGCGGCAGCCGACCCGGCCGCGAAGUUGUACUACAACGACUUCAGCCUCGAGUUCAACUCCAACAAGACAGAUGGCGCCGUCAAGAUCGUGCAGGAUCUCAAAGCCGCCAACGUGAAGAUUGACGGU